Chaetomium strumarium is the source of this 3802-nucleotide messenger RNA. RefSeq lists its product as uncharacterized. The record is from RefSeq and is a predicted model, not a curated record. Bases 173 to 3754 code for a protein of 1193 amino acids. Gene Ontology annotation, molecular function: P-type calcium transporter activity; ATP binding; ATP hydrolysis activity. Lineage: Eukaryota; Fungi; Ascomycota; Sordariomycetes; Sordariales; Chaetomiaceae. Gene Ontology annotation, biological process: calcium ion transmembrane transport; intracellular calcium ion homeostasis. The transcript has 3 exons. Gene Ontology annotation, cellular component: plasma membrane; intracellular membrane-bounded organelle.
CCCACGUCAUCCCUUUGCUGCAGCUUUACGACUAUGGAGGUCUUUGACGUUCUAGUACUGCGUGCUAUCCGCAAAGUGAUAUAUAAUCUGGAUGCUUGUACAUCAUCUGGCGUGUGGUCAAGGGGCAUGUCUUGUGAACUGAAUAGUACCUACCAUUUCUGCGUGAAUCAUAAUGGAUCCAUUGGAUAGCCACAAUUUUCCGUCGCCGGCCGGCGCCCAUAUUGAUGGUAUCGUCAGCACCGCCGCCGAGAGCAAGCCAGAUGCUGGGUCAUCACCGGCCGAAGCGACCCCGAUACAGCCAGAUCCCGGAGAAGAAAGCCUCUUCAACAUCGGGGACAGCCCGUUUGGUCUGUCGCCGGGACGUCUGUCCAGGCUCAUAGAACCCAAAUGCGUUGCCGCCCUGCAAGCGCUGGGAGGGUUACCGGGGCUUGAACGAGGCCUUCGGACGGACGUCCGAGCAGGCCUCAGCAUCUACGAGACCAAGGUGCAGAAAGCGCCGGACCAGCCAAACGGGGGCCCUGCAAAGCCGCCUUCGCUUCUCAACAAAAGGGACUCGGACCACUACAGCGACCGUCGCCGCAUCUUCGGCGAGAACCGGCUGCCGGACCGCAAAUCCAAGUCGUUCCUCGCACUGGCCUGGGUCGCGCUGCAAGACCGCGUGCUGAUCCUCCUCAGCGUGGCAGCAGCCAUCUCACUCGCGCUGGGGCUCUACCAGACCUUUGACGGCCACCACGAUGAAGGGCAGGGGCCGGCGCGCGUCGAGUGGAUCGAGGGCGUCGCCAUCAUCGUCGCCAUCCUCGUGGUCGUCCUGGUCGGCGCGCUAAAUGACUGGCAAAAGGAGCGGCAGUUCCGCAGGCUGAAUCGGAAGAAGGAGGAUCGGUUCGUGACGGUGGUGCGGUCGGGGCGGGCGGCAAGGCUGUCGGUGCAUGACGUGCUCGUGGGCGAUGUCAUGGUCGUGGAGCAGGGGGAUGUCAUUCCCGUGGACGGGGUGCUGAUUGAGGGGCACAAUGUCAGCUGUGAUGAGUCGUCGGCAACGGGGGAGUCGGAUGUCGUCAAGAAGAUGCCGGCAGACGUGGUCUCGCAACAUUUUCUGCAGCGGGAUGUGAACGAAAGAAAGCUGGACCCAUUUCUGCUCUCUGGGGCUAGGGUACUGGACGGCGUCGGGAAGUUUCUUGUUACCGCGGUCGGACCACACUCCAGCCUCGGGCGGACGAUGAUGGCGUUGCGCAAUGAUCCCGGAAUGACACCGUUGCAGGCGCGGCUAAACAUCCUCGCAGGGUAUAUCGCCAAGCUGGGGAGUGCGGCAGGGCUGCUCCUAUUUACGGUGCUCCUGAUCGAGUUUCUGGCGAGACUUCCUGGCAACACAGCCAGCAGUGAGGAGAAGGGACAGACCUUCCUCCGGAUCCUCAUCACGGCCAUCACCAUCAUUGUUGUCGCCGUGCCCGAGGGUCUGCCGCUGGCCGUGACGCUGUCGCUCGCCUUUGCCACCAAGAAAAUGACGAGGGAAAACAACCUCGUGCGGCACCUGCAGUCGUGCGAGACCAUGGGCAACGCGACUGUCAUCUGUUCGGACAAGACAGGGACCCUGACACAGAAUGUCAUGACAGUUGUCGCGGGCUGUCUGGGCAUAGGCGGGAUUACGUUUGGCGAUAAACCGUUCUCGCCUCGUCGGACGGAAAGGGGAGGUUCGGACAGUAAUGGAAUAUCCACCACUCACGAUAGCACGGGAGAGAAACAGCAGCUCACAAUAUCAGAGCUGGCAUCUACCGUGUCCCCCGAAGUCCGCACGCUCAUCAAAGAAUCCGUCGCCAUCAACAGCACAGCUUUCGAGGGCGAAGAAAACAGCCAGCCCAUCUUCAUUGGCACCAAGACAGAAACGGCACUCCUCGACUGGGCCAGACAGAGCUUCAGUCUCGGCCCCCUGGCCACGGAACGCACCCAAUAUCCACUCGUUUACGUCCUGCCCUUCAACUCCCGCCGCAAAUGCAUGGGCUCCGUCAUGCGCCUCCCCAACAACAAGCACCGCCUGCUCGUCAAGGGCGCACCAGAGGUCGUCCUGGAGCAAUGCAGCACAGCGGUCGCCGAUCCCGCGCAGCCGCCCUCUCCCUCCCCGCUCCAGGAGUCAGACAAGAAGGAAAUCUCCAACAUCGUAUCUCAAUACGCAUCCCUGUCCCUCCGUACGCUGGCCCUUGCAUACCGAGACCUCGACACCUGGCCACCACCGGAGACUGGGAGCGAAGAACAACACACCGAUGAUGGCUACGCAAACCUGUUAUUCCACAACAUGACGUGGCUCGGUGUGGUGGCCAUCCAAGACCCCGUCCGCGAAGGUGUCCCCGCUGCGGUGCGCGACUGUCGGCGCGCGUCGGUGACCGUCAAGAUGGUCACGGGCGACAAGGUGGAAACGGCCCGAGCCAUCGCGCGCGAGUGCGGUAUCAUCACCGACGACAACAACAACAAUCAUAAUGGGAUUCGCGUGAUGGAGGGCGCCGAGUUCAGCCGGUUAAGCGAGGAGCAGCGGCGGACCGUCGUUCGAGAGCUGUGCGUACUCGCCCGGUCGAGCCCCGACAACAAGCGCGUACUGGUGGAGUCGCUGCGCGCGCUGGGCGAGGUGGUGGCCGUGACGGGCGACGGCACCAACGACGCCCCUGCGCUGAAGGCGGCCGACGUGGGCUUCUCGAUGGGGGUGACCGGCACCGAAGUGGCCAAGGAGGCGUCCGACAUUAUCCUGAUGGACGACAACUUCUCGUCCAUCGUCAAAGCGCUCGCAUGGGGUAGGGCAAUCAACGACGCCGUCAAGAAGUUCCUGCAGUUCCAGAUCACGGUCAACAUCACGGCCGUGGUGCUGACCUUCGUGUCGGCCGUGGCCAGCAGCGAGGAGCGUUCCGUGCUCAACGCCAUCCAGCUGCUCUGGGUCAAUUUGAUCAUGGACACGUUUGCCGCCCUGGCGCUGGCCACGGACCCGCCCAACGGCAGCCUGCUGGACCGCGCGCCCGAACCGAGGAAGGCGCUGCUGAUCACGCUGACCAUGUGGAAGAUGAUCCUCGGCCAGUCGCUGUACCAGCUGGCUGUGUGCCUGACGCUGCAUUUUGCAGGGCCGUCGCUCUUAUGGUACUACCCCGAGCCGCAGCUGCGGACGCUGGUGUUCAACACGUUUGUGUUUAUGCAGAUCUUCAAGUUGGUGAACAGCCGGCGGAUCGACAACAAGCUCAACAUUUUCGAGGGGCUGCAUCGCAAUCACCUGUUCAUGCUCAUGCUGGCGGUUAUGGUGGCCGGGCAGGUGCUGAUUGUCUUUGUCGGUGGCGAUGCCUUUGUGGUUGUCCGGCUGAACGGUGUGCAGUGGGAGAUUUCGCUUGUGCUUGGUUUCCUGUCGAUUCCGGCGGGAAUACUGAUACGUCUGGUUCCGGAUGCUUGGCUACGGGCCUGUGUGCGAAGAGUGCCAGCCUUGCCGCGAUGGCGACGAAAGAGACAAGAGAAGGACGAGGAGGCAUGUACUAGUGCCAACGGCCGAGACCUCGAGAGCGCCAUGUUUGUGGUCAGGGACGACCUGGCCUUCCUCAAGCGGGUCCGCGGUGGGAGAAUUGCGGCGUUGAGCGAGGCCAUUGCCGUCCGUCCAGGUCAGAAUCAUGUCGAGCUUGGCCAAAGAAGGCGUUCCAAGUCGACGGUGCAGUCUGCGGUCGGUAUGCCAGGUUUACUUGCCGCCAGCAUCGGCGCAGCCCGAAGUCAGGACCACCCGCAGUGUCGAGCAGAGUAGCCCCUGAUGAAGUACCUUAUACCUUGGACUGCGAUGAUAUCAUGAGCA